Molecule: messenger RNA, 916 nt
Organism: Spodoptera frugiperda (fall armyworm)
Lineage: Eukaryota; Metazoa; Arthropoda; Insecta; Lepidoptera; Noctuidae
Exons: 4
Coding region: 85-525 (146 amino acids)
Molecular function (GO): odorant binding
Source: RefSeq, a predicted model, not a curated record
AAUAAAAUGGCUUCCUGAUUAGAAAAUGAAACAUUCGUUUAAUUUUCUAUCAUAGAAGCACAUGUGCAUGUGGUUUUACAAAAAAUGUUAAGGAUAAAUGUGGCGGUUGCUGUAUUUAUUGUGAAUCUUAUUCGUGGCUGGGGGCAAACGACGCAGGAUCCUAGGGUUGGCGAAAUGCUGUUAGCGAAGAGGUAUCAAAUGGAAUGCAUAGAGGAGACAAGAGUUGAUCCUGAUAUAAUCGCUGGAAUAAAGAAUGGGCGUUGGAGUAUACCGUGGAACGCCAGACCCCUGGCAAUGAAGUGGGCGUUAUGUGUGAUGAUGAAAAGAGGAUUAAUGACCAAGGAAGGAGUUUAUAAACUAGAUGUCGCUUUAAGAAUGGUUCCCAGAGAAGAAAGGGAUGCUGCGGAAAAGUUAAUAGACUCGUGCCUGUCGCCAAAAGCUAUACCAGCUGAAAACAUUGCCUUUGAAUUUAUUCAUUGUUUCCAAGACACUAAAUCGAAUUACUCAGUAUCUAUUUUUAUUUAGAUAAUUAGUUAGGUACUAUCCGCGAUAUUGUGCUCGUAUUUUCCAUUGCCAAAGUAAUUUGGGACUCCCCUAGAAAUAUGGUAUUUAUUUAUAACAAUUAUUUAAAGUUUCCUGGGUCUCGUAAAGUUUCGAUUCACUCGGUAAUGUUUUACAUGAAUUCGUAAUUUAGAUAAGCGCCAUCUAUCCUAGUAAUACUGAACUAUUAUCAGACAAUAGUGACAUCUUGUGAGGAUAUGGUGAACUAAUAACAACAUUGGCUGUCCAGAAAGAAGAGCGGGGUGUUCACCCCGCGUGCAGCUUUAUUGUAUACUACAAUACUAUUUAGUUUGUACUUUUUAGUAGAGAUGGCGCUGUACAGUUUUUUUAGUUUUAGUCGUAGGUGUUAUUUAAU